UGCGUUCGAGUCACGCAGCUGUCAAAGAUAGCUGUCACCCAGUUUCAUGAUCAAACACACAUUGAAUGAGAAAGGCUUCGCUAAGUCGAGCAGCGGACUUCAGGUGGCCUACCCCUGGCAUAAGUAGCCCAUUGCGCCUCAAACAAUUGAAGAAGCCGAGGAACGGUUCUAUGACUUGAUUUAUUUUCAAUGAACAAAGCCGUUUAACCAUUUGGAGUAUAGGUGUGGAAUAUCCCGAGAAAAAGGAUCUGCCAAUUAAACGAAUACAAUUUGAGAAGAAGAAGGAAACAAAUUACUGCGCUCCUCUCGUGACCAACGUGAAAAGGGGAUUUCUAACGGAUAUGAAGACAAAAAAGGCUUGCUUCUGACACAUCAGCUGCCUCCGCAAGAGAGCUAGCUUUUGGCACUGGGCUGUUGGAAGGUGGGUGGCUGACAGACCAGACCAGACAGACAUACAGACAAGGGCAUGAUGACGUUGUCGGCCAGUGAGACGGACGAGGAGGACAGCAUGGACGCCCCCCUGGACCUGUCAUCCAGUACGGGAGGGAGCAGUGGGAAAAGGAAGCGGCGCGGGAACCUACCCAAGGAGUCAGUGCAGAUCCUCAGGGACUGGCUAUAUGAGCAUCGCUACAAUGCCUACCCCUCUGAACAGGAGAAAUCCCUGCUCUCCAAGCAGACGCAGCUCUCCACACUACAGGUUUGCAACUGGUUCAUCAACGCACGUCGGCGGCUCCUCCCGGAGAUGCUGCGUAAAGACGGUAAAGACCCUAACCGGUUCACCUUCUCCCGGAAAGGCAGCAAGGGAGGCGACGGGGGCUUCUCUGAUUCCAGCUCUCAGUCACCAAAGCACGCCACGGGCCCCGAGGACAGCUACGACCAGCGGGCGCUGCACCCCUCCAGCUUCGAGGCAGGUCUCCCCAGCCCCGGCAUCCUGCUGAAGGCCAUAUCGUCCCCUAAGAUGUCCCCCUCCUCCUCCCUGGGGCCCGACACCACCGUGGCUCCCCGGCCCUCUGUCAUCUGUCACACCACUGUUACCACCAUGGCCAUGCAGAAACAGGGCUCGAGCCACCCCUCCUACCUCUCCUGCUUCCUCUCCAGCAUUAACACAGAUGGCAGUAGGGCCGCAGAGCUGCUGCAUUCCACCACAGAGGCUCUGGGGCUCUUCAGAUGCCGAGAGGAAGGGUUGGGCCUGGGCGCCCCGCCAGUGACCACCACCCACACCACCAUGGAGUGUAACCUAAGCCCCCAGAGUGGGCUCUUCAACACCCCUCCCCCCACCCCCCCAGACAUCACACAGGACUUCAGUGGCUUCCAGCUCCUAGUGGAUGUGGCCCUCAAGCGGGCGGCAGAGAUGGAGCUGCAGGCUAAACAACUGGUGUCUUAAAGGGGAGGGAAAGAGAGAUGACAACCCAGUUGUUGUUGUCUCUAAAUGAACUCCUCACAUGAGUUCAGUGACUGUGCAACAAAGAACAAACACAACUCAACAAGCCUGAUAACUUAUAUUUUUGGUAUACAUUGGUGUACAAAACUAUAUCAAGGUGCCUUGGCUGUUAGUUCUUUUUUUAUUUUGUCAUAUGCGUGUAUGUAUGUAUCUAUGUGCAUCUUUUUUGCACACAGGACCAAAAAGAUUUACGGACAAAAAAAGCGCUGCCUGUCUUAAAACAUUUCCUAUGUAUUUUACUAGAGCAAGGCAUGAGGGCAUACAAGUGUUCUGCAGGUGAGGGAGGGUGGUUCUCCUCUCCUCCAUUAUGGGGUAUGUAGUUUCACAAACCUAUCCCCCAUGGGAUAUGUAGUUUCCAGAUGUGUUUUACAUUUCAGAGAUCAGUUUGCGAUGGUUUCCACUCGGCCUUUCGCACAAUAGGGCCGAGUUAGGGUCCCCAUCUCUCAUCUCAGUGUCUUAAAACAUACUUUGCUCUUGGGAUCUAUGAUGAACUUUAUCACUACUGUAGAAAGGGUUCUGUGUUUUUUUUUUUUCAUAAGAGUAUAGUUUUUGUUUUCUUUUGACUUUUUGUUUUUAUACCUUUUUGAUAUUUUAUAAGAAAGUAAACCUCUCGUCUUUGUUUUGAUUAAGCGUUUUCCUAUACGAAGGGAUCAUUCAGAUGAACAAUGUAGCAAGUUCCUAGUCUGAGCCUUCUUCCCCUCCUCACAUAGUGUCUGCAGCCAAAUUGGCACCCUAUUCCCUAUAUAGUGCUCAAAAGUAGUGUACUAUAUAGGGAAUAGGGUGCCAAUUUGGGACACAAACCUGUGUAGCGAUGGCCAGUUAACUGGAAGAACAACACUAAAUAAGAUGUUUUUCAUUUGUGAAGUCACCAGCAUCGGAAAAAAAUAUAGCAUUUUCUAAAUCACCAAAAAGCAUUUUUAUGUACAAAAAAAGGACCAUGUUUGUGUACAGCGAUUGUGACAUGACGCCCAAUGAUGUGAUUUCCUUUCAUACUGUGCAAUGUUUGUGGCAAAUAAGGGGUCACAUAUGGGAUUUAAAUAAAUAGUUGUUUUCUA
Molecule: messenger RNA, 2496 nt
Organism: Oncorhynchus tshawytscha (Chinook salmon)
Lineage: Eukaryota; Metazoa; Chordata; Actinopteri; Salmoniformes; Salmonidae
Product: homeobox protein AKR
Exons: 4
Coding region: 467-1384 (305 amino acids)
Biological process (GO): regulation of transcription by RNA polymerase II
Molecular function (GO): DNA-binding transcription factor activity, RNA polymerase II-specific; RNA polymerase II cis-regulatory region sequence-specific DNA binding
Source: RefSeq, a predicted model, not a curated record